Messenger RNA from Neospora caninum, 4242 nucleotides. RefSeq lists its product as hypothetical. The transcript is spliced from 7 exons. The record is from RefSeq and is a predicted model, not a curated record. Bases 1 to 4242 code for a protein of 1413 amino acids. NCBI's taxonomy places the organism in Eukaryota, Apicomplexa, Conoidasida, Eucoccidiorida, Sarcocystidae.
AUGGAAGACGACGAGCAGGAACCGCCCGCGUUGUCGGACGACAUGGCGGUCGCCUCGGAGGCUUCCUCGCCUCGUUCCCGGGACGCUUUUCGCGGGUCUCUUUCCAUGGCGAUGCUAUGCGGCGAUGACGAAGCUCUUCCUGAGUCGCCGACGCCUUCGUCCUCUUACUCGUCUCCUUCUUCGCCUUCCGUGGCGUCUUCGUGUGCUGAAGAUCACGAAUCUUCGUUAGUCUCCCCUUCGCCUUCGGGGCCAGAACUCGAAGGACGCUCUGACCCUCCUCUUUCUUCCCUUGAAAGAAAGUCAGAGUCAGGUCACUCGACCGCUGCCUCGUCUUCUUCGUCUUCUCAUCCCACUCUUGCCCCCACUGUGUCAGCUCCGGGUACGCAGCAGCCGGCCCCGCCUCCCCCUCCACUGUCUCCCCCUCGCCAACCGCUGUCUCCUGUCGCGUCUCCUGCUUCGCGUGUCCCUCCGUCACCGACAGACCAGUCUUCUCCGUCUCACUCUCCGCCGUCGCGCCAUCUCCAGUAUCUCUUUCCCUUCUCAGAGAAGCAGUCCGAGUCGUACAAUCUCUCUUCUUCUCUCUCUUCUCCCUCGAAUUCUCUCUCUUCUUCUGCCUCUGCUUCUCUCUCUUCCUCCAGCGCCUCUCCUCUCGCCGCGCACCCCUUCUUCCCGUUUCGCGACCAACUCCAGGAGAAAGCCGCAGAUUCGCAGUUUCUCUCUUCGGCAGGGAGUCUCCUCUGGCGUUUCGGGAAAAAAAUCGGCACCAGCGGAAAGGCAGCUGCCGAGGCAGCCGCGCACGCAGCCGCCCGCGCCGCGCUCGUAACUGUGGGCGAACCCACAAUCCUCGCCCCGCCUGUUUCCCCGGGGGAAGAGAGAAGAGGGUCAGCGAACGCCGGCGAGAACGACGGUGGACGAGUGCGCGUCAGCGAAGGCCAACGAGCAGGGAAAGAAGAAAGAGAAGAGAAGAGAGAGGAAGAGGGAAGAGAGACGGGGGGAUUGAGCCGCCGGUGUCGCAGGGAAGAGGGAGAGGAGAGGAACGAGGAAGGGGUUCCGGACGACGCAGGGGGUGGAGAACACGGGCGAGGGAGAGAAGAAGGAAAAACGCCGUACAAACGGCAGCGAGAAGGACCAAGUGAAGAAGAACUGAAGCCAGAAAUCGAAGCGCGGAGGCAGCCACUGCAGGCGCACCACGAGGGCUUUGCCCAGAGGAGUUGUCUUCCUUCCUAUCCUCCAAACGCCGACACGAAUCCGUCCUCUUCGGCCGCGUCUCCGCCGUCUUGCGAAGCGUGGACGUCGCCGGUGGCGGCUCGGCACGUCUCCGCGAUGGACGGAGACACUCCUGAGGGAGACGAUGACGGCAUCCCGCGCAAAGAGGUGGACAAGGAGAUACGGCGGCUUCAAGAAGAGAUCGUGGAAGCGCUUUGCGCCGCGGCGGCUCCUGCGGCCGCCACGGCCGCUCUCACAGCAACGGAGGCUGCCGUCCGGUCUUUGGAGACUUCGAGUGCAAGAAACGCAGCGUCGGGCCGCGAGCGUUGUGCGCGCGAAUGGCGCGCGGACGCCGGGGCGGUUGCGGCGGCGACGGCUGUCGCGCUCUACGAGGACGACGCGCUGCUCAGCAACGUCCGGUCGCUGGUUGAUACCAUGGCGGCGCUGCGCGGUUCGUUGCGGAGGACGUCCAGGGGCGGGAAGUCUUCUCUGCGUGCUGCGGAGUCUCCGGCGGGGGACGAGUCUGGCGGAGCCGAAGCGGGUCAAGCAGAGAGCGAAGAAGAGUCGAACGCGCGUCAGCGCCCGACAGCCAGCUCAGCAGCUUCUCGGGCGCCGUCGGAGCCCAGCGCCUGUGGCCGUUGCGGUCGCUGCGCGGGGCGAGACUCCGGCGCUUCUCCUGUGGGGUCGGCGCCCGGAGAGACGGCGCGUCUCCUCGAGAAGAUCCAGACUCAGCAGUUCGAGUUAGAUCGCCUUCGAGACACAAACGACCGACAGGGGAAGCAGCUGCUGCAGCUCACUCUGCAACUCACUUCCCUUAAGACGGAGGCGGAGGAGCGCAGUUUGCACGAGAAGGAGAGAGCGGAGCAGGAACAGGCGAGAGAGCGCCAGGAACGCGAACGGGAGCGAGAGCGCAUGCACGCCGAGGAGCGACAAGCCGAGCUGUCUGCGCAGCAUCAGCGCGAGCUCGAAGAGCUGGCGGCUGCCGCCGCCGAGAGUUUCGACCUAAAGUGCCAUCUCCAGGACCUCGCAAAGACGUGCAGUCUCGCGCAAGAUCGACAGCGGGCUCUUGAGGAAGAGAUCGCAGGUCUGCGGAAAGACCUCGCUGAUAGGGACGCGAAGCUGGAGGGAUUGACGCAGUUGCCUUCAACGUCUCUCUCUUCAGCGGAGGCAGCGGCUGCCGACGAGGCCGGUCAGGCCCGACCCGAGGACGAAAAGAGGGAGGCGAUCAGCAGCUGUUCAGUGGAAGGUGACGAGUCGCAGCGGAAAGGCAGAGCGCCCGACGCGGGUGCGCGUGCGCCGACCGUGUCCGUCGCGGUCCAAGCGACUCCGGCAGGCGAGGGAUAUCGGGCCGGCUUCGACGGUGGCGUGCAUGCAGGCAAAGACGAGAGACAAAGCAGGCGACAGUCCCCUACGUCUCGGCUCCCCGACGCGCGAGAAGGACAGGGCGACCGACAGGCGUGUGGAGCACGAGGUGGUGAGAGAGCAGAGAACACGGAGCGAGAGCCUCCGGCGAAUGUCGACUCGCAGCCCGCGAAGGUCGCAGACCAGGCAAGUUCUCUCGGGGCCGAGGAGUCAGCAGUGAGCGGCGAAGCGGGACACGCGGAAGCGCUGUCGAGGAAAGUUGCGAUGUUGCAGUUCGAACUGGAAUCAGUGAAGGCACGAGACACCUGCGAGCGGCGCCGCCAGCAGCAGCAGAUCCAGGACCUCAAGCUUUUGUGUAUCAAGGAAAAGACGAAGCGAGAGAAGGCGGAGGCGGAGUGUCAGCGGUUGAUGGCGGCGGCCUUGGAGCAGCAGCUGCUCGAGCUCCAGCAGCGUCAACAGUCUCUCGGCGACGACGGUUUCCCAGAGGCGGCUCCGCGAAAUCGCCUGGGUUCUCCGCCUUCCUCGCUUCGCCGGCAUUCCGCCGCUCCGCAAUCUGGCGGCGCGCAAGAGCCAGGGGCGAAGGAAGCAGGCACCACCCAGCAGUCCUGUCGGCGAUUGGAACAUGUGCCAGGCGGAGACAGGCCUGUUGGGGCCCCAGCGAAAGAAGGAGUUGGGCGUGUAGAAGAGACACACGUUGACGCCAUGAAAGGCCAAAAAGAUCGAGACGGCGCAGAAGCGUUUCCCGCUUCCGCCCACGCGUCUCAGGCUGCUUUGCGGGAACUUCACGACGCCUACGAAAGCCUCAAAGAAGAAUUCAGUCAACUGUCGGUUGCCCAGACGCUUCUUCAGAACGAUGUUGCGAGAAAGGCGGAGAUCAUUGCCUUUCUGGUGAAGAAAUAUGCUCUCAACGAAGAAGCCUUCAGAGGCCCUCUUCCUGCCGCCUCGUCCUUCGGGUGGAAGAAGCUAGCAGCCGCAGCCGCUGAGGCCGUGGGGGGGACAGCAGGACACUCGUCUCUCUCCCUCGACGAAAUGCAGAAGGUCGUUGAGGAGACGCUUUUGGAAAACAUUCGACUGCGGACAGAUCUGGCCACACUGGCAGAGGACUUCGGGCGGCUGCUGAAAGCGCAGCGGGCGGAGCAAGACGUCGCAGUGCCGGUGCUUUCUUCGUCAGCCCAUUCCUCGUCCUCAGCCGACCAGAUGCUGAGGAAUGGAGACAGUCACUCCCCACCUUCGCAGCAGAAUUCGACUCCCCGCGCUUCAUCCGCAACGAAGCGAGAUCCGAGCGAGGUGACGAUGCUAGCCAACGGCGCCCGUCGGAACUUUUCUGGGGAGACGAGGCCGCAGCAAGACGAGCGAGGUGAACCAGAUCGGAGAACUGGAGCCCAGGCAGGCGAAGGGGCUUCGUCGGUGUCUCCUGAAGAGGGACGCGGGCCUCUGAGUGAGAGGACACCGUCUGCAGACCGGGACGUGAAGGAGACGCGGGCGCCAGAGGAGAAAGAGAAGAAGACGGUGUUCCUCAGUUCGAGGUGUACCAGAUUGCCCGGCCACGCACCUCAGCCAGAAAAGGGAGGGACCUACGGCAAAGGUGAAGACAAACGCGGCGAUGAAAGUUGUUCACCUCUCUCCGAUUUUGAAGCUUCCAGCGAGGUCAUCCUCUUCCGCGCAGACGCGUGA